AUGUCUUCACAGCUUUCCAUGCUCGAUUUAACGAAAACAAACUUGGCGGCGCUCCCCAAUGACAUUCUAAAAUGGAGUCCACACCUAGAUACUGUUGUUCUGUACAUCAACCGGCUCUCCUUCAUCAAUUGGCUUAUUGUUUGGAUUAACAAACCUAUACACCUGAUAGACAAGGACAAAACCAUUUGUUCAUCAGAAUCUCUGGAUACUCUUCGUGAGAAACCCCUGCUUGAUGUUGAUCCAAAUGAACUCUGUAUAAUAAAUGGUCUAUUGUUUCUGAUUCCCCUCGCCUCCAUUGGCUUGGUUGUAGUCAGCGUGCUAUUGUAUCACUGCCGACGGCAGUUGAGGUACAAACUCUUUCUCUUGAAACUGGCCGCAGUGGGCUAUAAAGAGAUGCGAGGCGCUCGAGACCACAACGACUACGAGUUUGACGUGAACAUCAUUUUCUACGACGAUGGCGAAGAUGACGAGGAAUGGAUUCGCGAACAGCUCCGACCGGCUCUCGAAGAACGGCUUCCACAGUUUCAGAGGAACGUCUUCGGUGACGAAGACCUUGUAUUGGGUAUACAUUAUUUGGAUUCCGUCGAUUACGUGGUGAGCCACAGUUACAAGACCAUCAUAGUGCUUAGCAGAGCUGCUGUGCAAGACCGCUGGUUCACACUCAAGUUCCGUACGGCCAUGGACCACGUGAGUGACACUUUGACUGAAUUCGUAGUCGUGGUCUUCCUCGAAGACAUCCCUGAUGAUGAAAUGCCAUUCUUGGCGAGGUUGUAUCUCAAUGAUGGCAGACCAUAUAUCCACUGGACUGAGGACAUGAGAGGACAAGAAUAUUUCUGGGAUAAAUUGGCCAAAAAUCUGACCAUUAAUCUAAGGACAAAUGACUUGAUCCCAAAUGAGUAG
This is a messenger RNA of Strongylocentrotus purpuratus (purple sea urchin), 900 nucleotides long. Its product is annotated as toll-like receptor 4. Bases 1 to 900 code for a protein of 299 amino acids. The transcript has 2 exons. The record is from RefSeq and is a predicted model, not a curated record. NCBI's taxonomy places the organism in Eukaryota, Metazoa, Echinodermata, Echinoidea, Camarodonta, Strongylocentrotidae. Gene Ontology annotation, biological process: signal transduction.